AUGAGAGAGGAGGGAGGGGGCGGAGAGAGGAGAGGUCCUAUUGUUUGAGAACAGGAUCGGACAGCAGUCUAUGCUCGCUAUCUUCUUUCCUCCUGAUGAAGACCCGUCUACAGACCCGUCUCCAGAGGACAAUGGCCCGUCGAGCGGAACAAAGCGCGCACCCGACGGCGUGACAGCGGGCAUCGAACAAGGUCCUUCCUAACUCGGGUCUGAUUGUCUAACCCGGGUCUCUGAGUAGGAGCCCAGGCAGCAGAGCACCACUAGCCACUACCGUCCGUCUAAGUCUGAUCAGGAGUCAUUGAUCACUGAUCGCGAUGCCCAGCGAGUGACGUCAUUCCCCUGCGAUAGGAGAUCUGACGUCAUCGGACUGAAACGACGAGAUGGAAGAACGGCAACGCUCGCGCUACCGUUAGAGGGGGGAUAAUAACAAUAGGAACACACACAUUCACGCACACACACACACACACACACACACACACACACACACACACACACACACACACACACACACACACACACAGACACACACACACACACACACACACACACACCGAGGGCUAUAGAGGUACAAUGAGGGGUAGAGCGACACAAAAAGGGGUAGAGAGACAGAGACAGGGGGGGAGCUCGGGUAUCGAACAAUAGGACGGGCCGGAGCCAAAGAGGACGGAGGAGACGACUGAAGGAAUAGAGGGAACAUGAAGAGAAACCGCUGAUUUCCUCCUUGAACCCACUGGAUAUACAGCCGAGUGCUGCGCUUGUGUUGGAAGAGAGAGAGAGAGAGAGAGAGAGAGAGAGAGAGAGAGAGAGAGAGCGAGAGAGAGAGCGAGAGAGAGAGAGAGAGAGAGAGAGAGAGAGAGAGAGAGAGAGAGAGAGAGAGAGAGAGUCUGUGUGUGGAGGACUCGAGAUGAAUCCUCUCGAGGGAACAGAGGAGGCGUCCACCGAAGACGCAGACACCUUCUUCAAAACAGGGGGAGGAGGGCGAGGGCCUCAGGAGUCAUCUGACCGGUCAGGGUCCUUCAGGAGCGAUCACAUCAGGGCCUCUGACGUCCUGCCCAUCUUAAAGGAGAAGGUCGCCUUUGUGUCAGGGGGGAGGGAUAAGAGAGGAGGCCCAAUCCUGACUUUUCCCUCCAGAAGCAACCAUGACAGGAUCAAACACGAGGAGCUGAAGAGACUGGUCACGUACCUGUCUACCGUGCCCAGCGAGGACGUGUGUAAGCGGGGCUUCACGGUCAUCAUGGAUAUGCGGGGGUCCCGCUGGGAGCUGAUCAAGCCGCUGCUGAAGACCCUGCAGGAGGCUUGCUCCCAGAUAUGCGUGGCACUCAUCAUCAAACCAGACAACUUCUGGCAGAAGCAGAAGACCAACUUUGGCAGCUCCAAGUUCUCCUUUGAGACCAGCCUGGUGUCGGUGGAGGGGCUGGCUAAGCUGGUGGACCCAUCCCAGCUGACGGAGGACUUCGAGGGCUCACUGGACUACAACCACGACGAAUGGAUGGACCUCCGCGUGGCACUGGAGGAGUUCAUCUGCAGCGCCGCCCACCUGCUAGCCCGGCUGGAGGAGCUGCAGGAGCUCCUGUGUAAGAAGGACUUCCCGCUGGACGUAGAAGGAUCUCGGCGCCUCAUCGAGGAUCACACCCUGCUCAGGAAGAAGGUCCUGAAGGCUCCGGUGGAGGAGUUGGACCAGGAGGGCCAGCGUCUCCUCCAGUGUAUCCGCUCCAGUGAUGGCUUCUCUGGGAGGAACUGCAUCUCUGGCUCGGCUGACUUCCAGAGCCUGGUUCCCAAGGUGGCCAGUCUGCUGGAUAAGCUCCACUCCACCCGCCAGCACCUCCACCAGAGCUGGAGCUCCAGGAAGCUCAAGCUGGACCAGUGCUUCCAGCUCCGCCUCUAUGAGCAGGAUGCAGAGAAGAUGUUUGACUGGGUCAGCCACAACAAGGAGGUGUUCCUGCAGAACCACACAGAGAUUGGCGUGGGCUACCAGCACGCCGUGGAGCUCCUGACCCAGCACAACCACUUCGCUAUGAACUCCAUGAAUGCCUACGUGAACAUCAACCGCAUCAUGUCCGUGGGGGGCCGGCUGGUGGAGGGAGGGCACUACGCCGCGCUGCAGGUCAAGCAGAUCUCCUCCCAGCUGGACCAGGACUGGAAGAGCUUCGCCGCCGCGCUGGAUGAGCGCUCCACCCUGCUGGCCAUGUCCUCUGUCUUCCACCAGAAGGCAGAGCAGUUCCUAUCUGCGGUGGAGUCCUGGAGUAAGGUUUGUAGUGAGGGAGGUCUGCCCUCGGCCAUGCAGGAGCUGGAGCUAGCUAUCCACCACCACCAGGGCCUCUACGAGCAAGUCACCCAGGCCUACAGCGAGGUGAGCCAGGAUGGUAAAGCCCUGCUGGACGUCCUCCAGAGGCCUUUGGGUCCAGGGAACUCGGAGUCCAUGACCGCAACGGCCAACUACUCCAAGGCAGUCCACUGUAUCCUGGACGUGGUGCAUGAGAUUCUUCACCACCAGAGGAGGCUGGAGAACAUCUGGCAGCACCGCAAGGUCCGCCUGCACCAGAGGCUCCAGCUGUGUGUGUUCCAGCAGGACGUCCAGCAGGUGAUGGACUGGAUCGAGCACCAUGGGGAGGUGUUCCUCAGUAAACACACAGGGGUGGGGAAGUCUCUGCACCGUGCCCGCGCCCUGCAGAAGAGACACGACGACUUUGAGGACGUGGCCCAGAACACCUACACCAAUGCAGACAAACUGCUGGAGGCGGCGGAACAGCUUGCCCAGACGGGCGAGUGCGACCCGGAGGAGAUCUACAAGGCGGCCCGCCACCUGGAGGUCACCAUCCAGGACUUUGUCCGCCGCGUGGAGCAACGCAAGCUGCUACUGGACCUGUCUGUCACCUUCCACACACACACCAAGGAGCUGUGGAGUUGGAUGGAAGAGCUGCAGAAGGAGCUCCUGGAGGAGGUGCAGAGUGAGGUGGUGGAGGAGGUGCAGCUGAUGGUGCAGCAGUUCCAGCAGCAGCAGAGCUCCACGCUGGACGCGACGCUCAACGUCAUCAAGGAGGGGGAGGGGCUGAUGCAGCAGCUCAGGGAUGCAGCCAUUUGCACCAGUAGGACGCCCCACUGCAGUUCCAUCGCCCACAUCCAGGGAGUGCUGCAGCAGCUUGAUGAGGCCCAGGCCCAAAUGGAGGAACUGUUCCAUGAACGCAAGAUCAAGCUAGAUGUCUUCUUGCAGCUACGCAUCCUACAGCAGUACACCCUGGAGGUGACAGCAGAGCUGGAUGCGUGGAAGGAGGACCUGUCCCGGCAGGCGGGCGACGCUGGUUGCCCAGCGGGGGGCGGGAUGUCUGCAGGGGGCGUGGCCGACGACGUGGGCGUGGCCGAGCAGCGUCUGAAGAGACUCACGGAGAGGAAGACGGCCAUGAAGCACAUGACCUACGAGGUCCUUCAGCAGGGACAGGACCUGCACCAGUACAUAAUGGAGGUCCAGGCCUCAGGUAUGGAGCUGACUAGUGAGAAGGAGCCCGACCUGGCCUCUCAGGUGCAGGAGCUGCUGGAGUUCCUCCACGAGAGGCAGCAGGAAGUGGAGCUCAGCGCCGAGAUCAGCCAUGCCCGCCUGGAGCAGCACCUGCAGCUCACUCACCUACAGGCGGAGGUCCAACAGGUAUUGGGAUGGAUCCGUAACGGGGAGUCCAUGAUGAACGCCAGCCUGGUGAACGCCAGCUCUCUGUCUGAGGCAGAGCAGCUGCAGAGAGAACAUGAACACUUUCAGAUGGCUAUAGAGUCCCUGUUCCAUGCCAAUUCCCUCCAGAAGACCCAUCAGAGUGCCCUGCAGGUCCAGCAGAAGGCUGAGGUCCUCCUGAAGGCGGGGCACUAUGACCCUGAGGCCCUCCGUGUGUGUGCAGAGGAGGUGGCGGUCAACUGGCAGCAGUUGAUGCUGAAGAUGGAGGACCGCCUGAAGCUAGUCAACGCAUCAGUGGCCUUCUACAAGACCUCUGAACAGGUUUGCAGUGUGUUAGAGAGUCUAGAGCAGGAGUAUCGAAGAGAUGAGGACUGGUGUUCGGGUCACGACAAGGUCAACUCUGUUGCCGAGGGCGACCAGCUUCUCCCCCUCAUCAGCAAACACCUGGAGCAGAAGGAGGCCUUCCUCAAGGCAUGUACCCUGGCCAGGAGGAACGCGGAGGUGUUCCUGAAGUACAUCCACAGGAACAACUUUACUCUUCCAGGGGGAACCCCUCACACCAGAGCCCCUGAACAGCAGGUCAAAGCUAUCCUAAACGAGCUUCUCCAGAGGGAGAACAGAGUUCUUCACUUCUGGACCUUGAAGAAACGCCGGCUGGACCAGUGCCAGCAGUACCUGGUGUUCUUACACAGCGCCAAGCAGGCUCUAGACUGGAUCCAGCAGACAGGGGAGGGGUAUCUCUCAACUCCCAGACCAUCUGAGGAUCUACAGGAACACCAGCAGUUCUCCCUGUUGGCCAAGCGGACCCGGGACCAGGUGGAGGUGCUUGUGCGGCUGGCGGACGGGCUGGUGGAGCAGGGCCAUGCCCACUCCACCGAGCUGCGACGCUGGGUCUCGUCUCUGGACCGCCGCUAUCGGGACUUCAGCCUCCGCCUGGGCCAGUACCGGGUGGACCUGUACCGAGACCGGGGCCUCGAGCCACAGGACAACAAGGACCUAGAGUUGGACAUCAUCCCUGCCAGUCUUGCUGAUGACCCGGAAGUUAAACUCCGCGACCCGAACCAUGAGAUCAACGAGGAGAAGAGGAAAUCCGCCCGGAAAAAAGAGUUCAUCAUGGCUGAGCUGCUCCAGACAGAGAAGGCCUACGUCAGAGAUCUUCAUGAGUGUCUGGAGACCUACCUAUGGGAGAUGACCAGUGGAGUGGAGGAGGUUCCAGCUGGGAUUGUGAAGAAGGAGCUGGUCAUAUUUGGAAAUAUCCAGGACAUCUAUGAGUUCCAUAACAAUAUCUUUCUGAAUGAGUUAGUAAACUACGAACAGCUACCAGAAGAUGUUGGACACUGCUUCGUCACCUGGGCGGAUAAGUUCCACAUGUAUGUGAAGUACUGUAAGAACAAGCCGGACUCCAACCAGGUCAUCCUGGAGAACGCAGGAACCUUCUUUGAUGAGAUUCAACAGAGACACGGGCUGGCCAACUCCAUCUCCUCUUACCUCAUCAAACCCGUCCAGCGCAUCACUAAAUACCAGCUGCUGCUCAAGGAGCUGUUAUCCUGCUGUGAGGAGGGUAAGGGGGAGAUGAAGGAGGGUCUAGAGGUGAUGCUGGGUGUUCCUAAGAGAGCCAAUGAUGCUAUGCACGUCGCCAUGCUGGAAGGGUUUGAGGAGAACCUGGAUGUGCAGGGGGAGUUAAUAGUACAGGACAGCUUCCAGGUGUGGGAUCCUAAGUCUCUGAUCAGGAAGGGGCGGGACCGUCGUCUCUUCCUGUUUGAGAUGUGUCUGAUCUUCAGUAAGGAGAUCAGAGACUCUGCUGGCCGGACCAAGUACCAGUUCAAACAGAAACUACAGACCUCAGAGCUGGGUGUGACUGAGCACAUUGAGGGAGACCCCCUCAAACUGGCUCUCUGGGCCGGACGGACCCCCUCCUCCGACAAUAAAAUCGUCCUUAAGGCCAGCAGUGUGGAGGUGAAGCAGGAGUGGAUAAAGAGUGUGAGAGAGGUGAUCCAGGACCGCAUGACCCACCUGAAGGGGGCACUGAAGGAGCCGCUCCACCUGCCAAAGGCCCCCGCCCUCAGCAAGCCUCGGAGGAGGGAGGUGCUGGAGGACGGGGACAGCCAGGGAGAGGGCAGCAGCCAGCCGGACUCUGUCUCCAUCGCCUCCCAGAACACCGUAGACAGCGACAAGCUCUCAGGGGGCUGUGAGUUGACUGUGGUUCUCCAAGACUUUACCGCUGGCUGCAGUUCAGAGUUGACCAUCAGUUCAGGUCAGACAGUGGAGCUGGUAGAGAAACCCAUUGAGAGACCGGGCUGGUACCUGGUCCGGACCACCGACCGGACCCCUCCCCAGGAGGGCUUGGUCCCCAGCACCGCACUCUGUGUGUCCCACUCCCGCUCCAGCGUCGAGAUGGACUGCAUCUUCAGCUCCGGGAGAGAGAACUAUGUGGUGAGCGGUUCAGAGGCGAAGAGCGACUCGGUGGCCCACCUUCAGGCCAGCCAGAGCUCCCUGCCGGUGCCCUCUCCGGGGCCCAAGCGCUCGGCAAACACUCUGAGGAAGUGGCUGAGCAGCCCGGUGCGGCGCCUAAGCCAGGGCAGCACUGUCAAGAAGCCCGCCAGCGGCAAGAACAAGAAUACCUCUCGGGAGGAGGGCAGGAAGAGCAUCGACCUGGGUCAAGCUGAUCUCGCCCAACAGGAUGAGGUCACUGAAGAGAGAGCAGACCGGAAGGAGGGCACUCUGGUCAAGUCCUCCUCUGGGAUGCAGAGCGGCGGAGAGGAGGAGCAGGAUGAGGAGACUCACACACCGCUGCCCCCGCCCAUGAAGAUCAUCAACGACCCAACCACCCAGGACGACAAGUCUGCUGCAUUGCGUACCUCCAUGCAGGCUCCAGCUGAUGUCCCCAGUGCCUCAGAGCUGGUUAGCACCAUAGAGAAGCUGGUUAGGUCUAAGAUGAGUCUGGACCCAGGCUCGUACCCGGGUUUCUGCUCCCACAGCCCCCCGGACCAGAGCCCCCCGGUCCCCAGGAACCUGGAGGAGGAGCAGCGGGCCAGGGCCCUCAGAGGACGCAUGUUUGUUCUUAACGAGCUGAUCCAGACAGAGAAGGACUAUGUCAAGGACCUGGGGAUCGUGGUGGAGGGCUUUAUGAAGACCAUGGAAGAGACCGUCGUCCCGGAAGACAUGAAAGGGAAGGACAAGAUGGUCUUCGGGAACAUCCACCAGAUCUACGACUGGCACAGAGAUUUCUUUGUAGGAGAGCUGGAGAAAUGUCUGGAGGACCAUCAGCUACUGCCCCAGCUCUUCAUCAAGCAUGCUCGGAGGCUACACAUGUACGUGGUGUACUGUCAGAACAAACCCAAGUCAGAGUUUAUCGUGGCGGAGUACGAUAAAUACUUUGAUGGUAUACAGCAGGUCCUCCAGUCCAGAUUGUCAAUCAGUGAUUUUCUCAUCAAACCAAUUCAGAGAAUCACCAAAUACCAGCUGCUGCUGAAGGACUUCCUGAAGUACAGCUCCAAGGCAGGAAUAGACUGUGAACAGAUUGAGAAAGCAGUGGACCUGAUGUCCCAGGUUCCUAAGCUGUGCAACGACAUGAUGAACCUGGGCCGGCUGCAGGGCUUUGAGGGCAAACUGACCAGCCAGGGCAAGCUGCUCCAGCAGGAGACGUUCUUUGUGACAGAGCAGGACGGAGGUGUUCUGUCUCGCUCUAAAGAGAGACGAGUGUUCCUCUUUGAACAGAUCGUCAUCUUCAGCGAGCUGCUGAGGAAGGGAUCCUCGACGCCCGGCUACCAGUUUAAGAAGAGUAUCAAGGUAGCGGUGCUGGGGCUGGACGAGGGGGCGGAUAGCGACCCCUGCAGGCUGGUGCUGUGUCACCACGGCUCGGCCGAGCGCUACACGCUGCAGGCUGCCAACACGGAGGUCAAGCAGCUGUGGGUCAAACACGUACAGGAAGUCCUGGAUGCCCAGAGCAACUUCCUGAUCGCUCUGCAGUCUCCCAUUGAGUACCAGAAGGAGCGAGGAGCCGGCAGCAGGACCUCCUCUCUCAACAGGAACCACGCCUCCUUCCACGACUCAAAGACCCAGACCCCCUCCCAGCCGCGCCCUGCAUCCUCCCUGGGCCUCGGCGAGGAGGAACGCCCCCCCGCUGGCUCCAUGGGAGGAGGGGAUAGGAGCUGUAAUGGGGUCUCCUCCACCAUGCUGGUAUCUCAGGACUACUCAGCUCUGAAGGAGAAUGAGAUCAGUGUGGGUCAGGGAGAAACCGUCCAGAUCCUGGCAACCAAUCAACAGAAGAUGUAUCUCGUGUACCGGCCGGCUGACAGCCAAUCGCCUGCUGCUGAGGGCUGGGUGCCGGGUUACGUCCUGGCUCCGCCUACCAAGCCCAUAAAAGACUCCUCCUCCACUUCCUGUUUCUCUGCUGCAGCUGGGGCAAACAACAUCAAGAAGUCUCUGUCAUGGAACACGCUUCGCUCCCGGAAAGGCAAAGGUCAGGAGAACGGUCUCCUGCGUAAACCCAAAGACACGCCCCCCCCGCUCCCCCCCUCCCCUCAGGGGGACAAAGAGGCUCACAGUUCUGAGGAGUCAGACUGUGAUGACGACCCCAAGACCGGGAUGGAGCUCCUCAACCCAAACUUUAUCCAGGAAGUGGCCCCCGAGGUGCUGGCCCCGCUCCAGGACAGGGUGUGUGUUUUCGGGGAGACGGGGGUCCUGCGCUGUAAAAUCAGCGGGCGACCGAGGCCCUCGAUUGCCCUAAAAGGACCAGACCAGAACCCUGUGGUCAACACCGACCGCCUAACCAUCACAAUCAGGGAUACUGGAGACAUUUUGCUAAAGAUCUGUAAUGUGAUGCCUCAGGACACUGGGAUCUACACAUGCGUUGCCGUUAACGACCUUGGCUCUGCCUCCACCUCUGCUUCAAUCAAAGUUCAAGGUGUGCCAGCUGCUCUCUGGUAAACCUGUGGUUCAGGAGGUCAGCAGUACGUCCGUCAUGGUCCACUGGGACACGCCCACUUCCUCCACCCCCGCCAACGUCAGCUACACCCUUGACUACCGCCAGGAAGGUGAGUGU
This is a messenger RNA of Gadus morhua (Atlantic cod), 8702 nucleotides long. RefSeq names its product kalirin RhoGEF kinase a (gene kalrna). The transcript is spliced from 63 exons. The record is from RefSeq and is a predicted model, not a curated record. NCBI's taxonomy places the organism in Eukaryota, Metazoa, Chordata, Actinopteri, Gadiformes, Gadidae. Bases 905 to 8587 code for a protein of 2560 amino acids. Gene Ontology annotation, cellular component: cytoplasm; extrinsic component of membrane. Gene Ontology annotation, molecular function: protein binding; guanyl-nucleotide exchange factor activity. Gene Ontology annotation, biological process: axon guidance.